CAACUUGCGUAUUUUGUGGCAGCAAAGGCAACAACAAUGAUUAUCGCAUAUUUAAGCAAAUUCAAUGUCAUAUAAGUGUUUGUUGGCAGGAUAAAAAAACUUCGAAAAUGCUAAAAAUAAUACGAUUUACGCUUCUAUAAGAACCUAAAUUGAAUUAAAGAAUAUUUCAAAUAAUUUGGAAAGAUUUUAAGUAUAGUUGGAAAGUCUACGUUAACUGCCGAAAGGUUGAAAGGUGAAAACACGCUUACUUUUUCCUUUUACUUAACUUCUACAAGGAUCCACCGUUCAUUAUUGGAAUUUUACUAAAAUUAAUUAUUAAUUUGCAGCGCAAAAAUAAAAAUCAACAUUUAGAGCAGGAAGUUUUACAAAGUAUUAGGGCAUCAAAAAUGUUGUAUUUGUAAAUGUGCUGGUAUACGGUAAAGGAAAUAAAACAGCUGACAGAUGCAAUUGGACUGAAAGCCCACACACCUGUAUUUCGCAAAAGUGGCUAGUUGUAGUCGCGUUUAUAUAUGUUAAUUCGACAGCUGUGAAUCUAUACUAUAAGUAUUUGUUAAGUAUUGAAUGUUUUGUAUUAUUCAAAGUUUAUAGUUUGUUUGUGGUGUCCUGCUGUAAACAGUUCCUUUUGAUCGGUAGCAAACUACUUUGAAAGAAACUAAGUGCCAAUAUGUCUAGCACCUCCUCGACAGAUGACAGUGGGGAUCUGUAUGACCCCCUCGCAGAGGAAUUACAAAAUGUACAAUCUGUCAUACAUGUCACGCGUGAAAAUAUUGAUGCGCUUAAUGCAAAAUUUGCAAAUCUACAAGAACCGCCACCAAUGUAUAUUACGGAGUACCAAGAGCUUACUUCGAAAUUGCAUGAUCUCUUCGUAAAAGAGCACGAACUUAUGGAGCAGCUAAGUUGUCAGCAAGAGGAAGCAAGCCAAGUGGAUCAACAAAAGAAUCAACUUGAAUAUAAUAAUCAAACACAUAAUUACCAAAAUCAGCAUCAGUUGACGUCCCAACAUGGGCAGAUAACAUCAAUAGACACGACCGACUGUUAUGCUUCGAACAGUAAUAAUGGCAGCCAAUGCAGCACAUUGACGCGACCACCAAAAAUUCUACUACGUGCACAUCUACCUAAUCAACAGCGCACAUCUGUGGAAGUUGUACCUGGUGUUCGAUUGCGUGAAGCGCUAAUGAAAGCGCUUAAAUUGCGGCAAUUGAAACCAGAUAUGUGUGAGGUGACUGCUACUGAAUGUGGUCGCAGUAUCAUACCAUGGGAUACUGACAUCGGUACACUAAUGGUUGAAGAAAUAUACGUACGCUUAUUAGACAAAUUUCCUAUUAUGACACAUAUUUCACAUCAGUUUAUAAGAAAAACCUUCUUUUCCUUGGCAUUUUGCGAGGGUUGUCGACGGCUGCUAUUCAGUGGCUUUUAUUGUAGUCAAUGUAAUUUUCGGUUUCAUCAGCGAUGCUCUGAUAAAGUACCUACACUAUGUCAACAAUUUCCUAUGGAUAACUAUUAUCAGCGGCUUUUGGCACAAAAUCCCGAAAGUUUUGUUGGUAUACUACAUCCGGGAAGGCAUGCAGUAUUAAAUCAAGGAAGACAUCCACGCACUAUAAGUCAACAAGAUCGUUCGAAUUCCGCACCUAAUGUUUGCCAAAAUCGGCCAUUGACAGAGGCACAACGAUGUUUAGUGCAAAAUCAUGUUCCUAUACAGUUACAGCAUCCAGUUAACGAUCAUCCGAAUUCCACCCAAGCAUCACCAACCGGUACUUUGAAGACUAUCAAACGACAAAGAGCACGCUCGGCGGAUGAGAGCAACAAGAAUCUACUAUCGCCACGUGAGGGCAAGGGUACGGAAGAAAAUUGGAAUAUACAAGCGGAAGAAAUAUUAAUUGGUCCAAGAAUUGGUUCUGGUUCUUUUGGAACCGUAUACAAAGCACACUGGCAUGGUCCUGUUGCGGUGAAAACAUUAAAUGUCAAAACUCCCAGUCCUGUGCAAUUGCAGGCUUUUAAAAAUGAAGUGGCCAUGCUCAAAAAGACUAGACAUUGUAAUAUACUCUUAUUUAUGGGUUGUGUUUCAAAACCCUCCUUAGCAAUUGUCACGCAAUGGUGCGAAGGUUCUAGCCUGUAUAAACAUAUACAUGUAAAUGAAACCAAGUUUAAACUUAAUACACUGAUCGACAUUGGUCGGCAAGUGGCACAGGGUAUGGAUUAUCUGCACGCAAAAAAUAUUAUUCACAGAGAUCUUAAGUCUAAUAAUAUAUUUUUGCACGAAGAUUUGUCUGUAAAAAUAGGUGAUUUCGGUCUGGCAACUGCGAAGACACGUUGGUCUGGCGAAAAACAAGCCAAUCAACCAACUGGAAGCAUAUUGUGGAUGGCACCAGAAGUUGUACGCAUGCUGGAACAGAAUCCUUAUUCCUUCCAAUCAGACGUUUAUGCAUUUGGUAUAGUUAUUUAUGAGCUAUUAGCCGAAUGUUUGCCAUAUAGCCACAUCAAUAAUAAAGAUCAAAUAUUAUAUAUGGUCGGUCGUGGCCUAUUGCGACCCGAUAUGUCUAAAGUGCGCUCAGAUGCACCACAAGCUUUGAAGCGUUUGGCUGAAGAUUGCAUAAAAUUUGAUCGCAACGAUCGUCCACUAUUUCGGCCAUUAUUGAAUAUGUUGGAAAAUAUGUUAAGAGCAAUGCCGAAAAUUCAUCGCAGUGCUAGUGAACCAAAUAUGACACAAACACAGUUACAUAGUGAAGAUUUCUAUCAAUGUCCCAGCCCGAAAACACCCGUUAACUUCAGUAAUUUCCAGUUCUAUAACAGUGCGGGCAAUAUCUAGCGAUGCUGAUCCGAUGCUACAAUUGUGAUAAACCGAAUGAGAAGAAAUCGGCAUCACUAGCGAAAAAGCGAAAACUUUCUUUUAGUAUAGAAAGUAAUGGAAGACGUCGGCAAAUGGAUACUUAAAACAUGAUUUUAACUUUGAUCACUAUGUUGUGAACAUACAUACGUCACUCAGUACUUUAUGCGUGAUCUGUUAAUAACUAUGAAUAGGCUGGACACCAGCUGUAUUGUAUGACGGAAUAUAUACAUAUAAUUGUCUGUUUUUUUUUCCUUUGGCUUAGCCUUAUAAAUUAUGGAAACUCAUAAAUGGAAUGUCUUCAACUUUGUGUGACACUAUAUCUUAAUUUAAAAUUUUAAGUAGAAUAAUUACAUAUGUAUAUGAGCGAAAACUUUUGUCAGCAUUGAGAUUGUAACUACAAACUAAUUAUUAAUUAAAAUAUAAACAUAAUAUUAUAUCG
This is a messenger RNA of Ceratitis capitata (Mediterranean fruit fly), 3266 nucleotides long. Its product is annotated as raf homolog serine/threonine-protein kinase phl. Gene Ontology annotation, molecular function: ATP binding; protein kinase activity. The coding region runs from base 665 to 2806 and encodes 713 amino acids. The record is from RefSeq and is a predicted model, not a curated record. The transcript is spliced from 6 exons. Gene Ontology annotation, biological process: signal transduction; protein phosphorylation. NCBI's taxonomy places the organism in Eukaryota, Metazoa, Arthropoda, Insecta, Diptera, Tephritidae.